Molecule: messenger RNA, 762 nt
Organism: Caenorhabditis remanei
Lineage: Eukaryota; Metazoa; Nematoda; Chromadorea; Rhabditida; Rhabditidae
Exons: 2
Coding region: 1-762 (253 amino acids)
Source: RefSeq, a predicted model, not a curated record
AUGACAGUGAUUAUCGAUCCAGUGAUGAAAUCGAGUAACCUCAAUGUAUUCAUCAAUUGGCUCAAUCAGCACGAGAAGUUGUCUAAGAUUCCAUACUUAUCAGCACACAAUGAGAAAGAAGGCGAUGAGUUCUAUUCGAAUUGGUUUAUGCAGAAUUUCAAGAAGGAUAUUGGAGUUUUGAGCUUCUAUGGGAAUUACUAUGCCACUGAACGUGCCGUGUUGAAAGUCAAUGGAAAAGUGGACAGUUUGGAAUUAGAUUCAAGUGAGAAACUGCUAGAUCUCGACCAUCUGAUCAGUAUGGACUGUGUCUAUAUAUCUGGAGAGACAUCUCUGACCAAUCGAGAUUUGAAUUCAUUUAUGAAGAAUUGGAAGGAAAUGAAGACUAACCAACGAGUGGAGUUUUAUUUUAUUGAUGCGGCAGAGAACUUGGAUUGGUCUAUUAUUUUGAAAGGAUUGGAUGGAGAGAUAAGAGAUGUUCGGACUCUUAGACGGGAGUACUUAUCACCCUGGAACGGGACACAAAUAUUCAAAGUGUAUGGAGGAGUGGAUAUCACAAGAACUGAUGGAAAAAUUGCCACAAUUGGGAUGAGACUCCAUAUUAUCGAUUCGAAGCCACUGUCUCGUGAAAUGAUAAGAGACUAUCAGAAGAUCAUUGUAGGUCAAAACAUGGAUGGACAAGAGAUGGAUAUGAACUUUGUACAUGAUCCGGAGUAUAGACUGAAUGCUUAUUGUCGGAAAGCAUUCUUCGUCAUGGUUGAAUGA